ACUCAAUUUCAUUCGUAAAUACCUUAUCUCUGCCUCUCCCAAUUCCCCCAAAUCUCUGUUAUCUCCAUUUCCGUCCAUAUAUUCUCGGCCACCGUGACACUUUGAUGGGAUUGGCCGUGAAGCACCCUAUGAUCGCCGCCAUGCUCCUCUGUUUCACGGCGGUCACCGCCCAGAACCUCAAGACUUUCACCGCUACAUACGGACCGUUCAAUUACACCUAUUUCGAUAUAUUCGGCCCAAAGAACUCAGCCAACAUGUCCAACGGCGUGCUCCAAUUGACUCCGAACUCAGCCUACCUGUCGGGCUCGUCGGGCAAGCCCCUCCAAAAUCAGGUCGGAAGAACGCUGUUGAAACGACCGUUCACGUUGUCGGAACCAGGUUACAGCAAAACAUCCGACAGGGUCGCCUCGUUCAACUCCUCCUUCCUCUUCAGCAUCAGCCCGCUGGGCCGUAAUACCACCCCGGGGGAAGGGCUGGCCUUCAUAAUAGCCCAGCCCUUCAAAUACUGGCUUCCGUCACAGAGCUUCGGCCAGUAUCUGGGCCUGACCAACCCCAACACCGAUGGCGACCCUGCAAACAGCCUAGUAGCCAUCGAGUUCGACAACGUCAAGCAGGAAUUCGAUCCGGAUGCUAACCACGUGGGACUUAAUAUAAACAGCAUCAAAUCUACUGUUAAUGCCUCUUUGACCCCAUUCGGCAUCGAACUUGCUCCAGAGGGCGAGGGCGAGGCCAGGUUUUACAAUGCCUGGGUCCAGUACGACGGGGUCAGUAAGGUCAUUGAGGUGUACAUUGCACGACAAGCCAAGCUUGAUGGGGAGACGCCCUUCAAGCCCGAUACCCCGGUUUUAAAAUCGAAUCUCGAUUUGGGAGAGGUUUUGAAAUAUCAGUACUCGUACUUUGGUUUUUCAGCAUCCACAGGAAAUAAUGUGCAGCUCAACUCUAUAUUUAGAUGGGACUUGACGGUGGAGUCCUUUGUGGAGGAACAUCCACCGUGGGAAAUGACUCCAAAUCCUCCUCAUUGGCAAAAGACUCUCCUUGUAGUCGGGUUUUCACUGCUUGUGAUUGGGGUAGCAGUGACGGGCUACUAUUACCUAUACAAGAAGCGAUCGAUGGCACAGUUUAAGUCCAACAUAUUACUGGGGGCCUUGAAGAGAUUGCCAGGAACCCCGAGGGAGUUCGAAUUCAAGGAUUUGAAGAAGGCGACAAACAACUUUGACGAGAAGAACAAGUUGGGCCGGGGUGGUUUCGGUGUAGUGUACCGAGGCCAUCUCCAUGAUGAAAAUCUGGAGGUGGCCGUCAAGUGGUUUUCUAGGGAAACCAUGAAGGGUGAGGAUGACUUCUUGGCCGAGCUCACCAUCAUCAAUCGUCUCCGUCACAAACAUCUUGUCCGAUUGCUUGGAUGGUGUUACAAUAAUGGGAAGCUUCUACUUGUAUAUGACUACAUGCCGAAUGGUUGUCUCGACGCACACCUAUUCACUAAAGCGCCAGACAUCAAGCCACUAACUUGGGAUCAACGUUACAAUAUCAUCUCCGGGGUGGCCUCGGCAUUGAACUACCUCCACAAUGAGUACGACCAGAAGGUGGUCCAUCGGGACCUCAAGUCUAGUAACAUCAUGCUAGACUCUGACUUCAACGCCCGGCUAGGGGAUUUCGGCCUCGCUCGCACCCUGGACAAGGAGAAGACCUCGUACUCAGAAGUCGAGGGCGUGGCCGGCACACUUGGCUACAUUGCGCCUGAAUGCUUUUUGACAGGUAAGGCCACCCAACAGUCUGACGUCUACGGGUUCGGUGUAGUCUUGUUGGAAAUAGUUUGUGGCUUGCGAACUGGAACAAGGAUUGGUGAGUUCCGCUUUUUGGUCGAUUGGGUCUGGUCCCUGCACCGAGAAGGCCGUAUAUUAGAUGCCAUAGAAGAGCGGCUUGGAGAUGAGUAUGUUGUUGAGGAAGCUCAGAAAGUGCUCGUUUUGGCUUUGGCAUGUUGUCAUCCGAUAGCAAGCGAAAGGCCUAGAACUCAAGCAAUUGUUCAUAUCAUAUCCGGUUUAGUUCCGGUGCCUUAUGUGCCACCAUUCAAACCGGUCUUUGUUUGGCCUUCGAUGCCUAAUCUGGAAGAUGAUGAUAUCAGCAGCCUUGGUAGCACGACGGAGACAGAGUCCUUUCCAACGACCCAUUUGGGAUCAGGCUUCACUCCGCAAAGCAUCAGUCGGGAGCUCUAUGCCAGGGACAAAUUUAAAUCUGUGUAGGUAGUUUCUUUUGUAAACUAAAACCAAUUAUCAUGUUUGAGUAAUAUAUUAUGGUUAUCAGCUUAUCUGUUAUGAAUAAUAAAUUAAUUGAAAUGUACAAUUUAAGA
Molecule: messenger RNA, 2344 nt
Organism: Rhododendron vialii
Lineage: Eukaryota; Viridiplantae; Streptophyta; Magnoliopsida; Ericales; Ericaceae
Product: probable L-type lectin-domain containing receptor kinase S.5
Exons: 2
Coding region: 105-2237 (710 amino acids)
Biological process (GO): protein phosphorylation
Cellular component (GO): plasma membrane
Molecular function (GO): ATP binding; protein kinase activity; carbohydrate binding
Source: RefSeq, a predicted model, not a curated record